This is a messenger RNA of Penicillium paradoxum, 561 nucleotides long. Its product is annotated as cupin domain-containing protein. The record is from RefSeq and is a predicted model, not a curated record. The coding region runs from base 1 to 561 and encodes 186 amino acids. The transcript has 2 exons. Lineage: Eukaryota; Fungi; Ascomycota; Eurotiomycetes; Eurotiales; Aspergillaceae.
AUGUCCGCCAGCGCAACAACCACCCCAAACACCCUCAGGCCAUGCACCCGCUACAUAAUAGGCCACGAUGACGCAGCCAGAAGCGUCUUCCUCCCAACACCGGACCUCUUCUACCAUGAGCGCUUCGGCUCCGCCGUAGCAAGAGCAUACAGUCUACCCCGGGUACCAGCGCCCUUAGACGAAGACGCCGAUCUCAAACUCUACAUGGCCCCCGAUGACGGGACAGUGGCGACAUCGUGCAGCAGAGAAAUCAACAAGGUGACUGUUGAUGGCGGCGUGAAUUCGGUUUAUAUUGAUAUGAGCGCUGGGGCUCAGUCGCCGAUGCAUCGGACUGUUUCUAUCGAUCUGGUGGUUGUUAUUGAGGGGGAAAUUGAGUUGGAGCUUGAUUCGGGGGAGAGGAAGGUGCUUUAUCAAGGGGAUACUGUUGUGCAGCGUGGGACGAUGCAUCGGUGGAGGAAUUCGUCGGAUUCGAAACCGGCGAGGAUGUUGGCUGUUUUGAUGUCGAGUGAGAAAUCUUUUAUUGGGGGUCAAGAGCUUAAGCAGGAGUAUUUGUCUGCUUGA